Messenger RNA from Alternaria metachromatica, 378 nucleotides. RefSeq lists its product as uncharacterized. The transcript has 2 exons. Bases 1 to 378 code for a protein of 125 amino acids. The record is from RefSeq and is a predicted model, not a curated record. NCBI's taxonomy places the organism in Eukaryota, Fungi, Ascomycota, Dothideomycetes, Pleosporales, Pleosporaceae.
AUGCAAUCCGAGAGUGACAGCCAACCUGCACCCGCCGCCAAGCGAGUCAAGGUCGCCAAGGAGCGUGUCAUCGUGUGCAUUUUCUGCUUCCGGAAUGGCAUGCGGUGUGACUCUGGGGAGCCAUGUCAGAGCUGCCUGAAGAACCGUAGCAAGUGCCAGCGGGCGAGGUGUGCCAACUACAAGGCUGGCAAAUGUUCCGUCCCAACUUGUACCAGGGUACAUGAAGAUGACGAGCGGAAGUACAAGAGGACCGUGAACGCAGGCCAUGUGGGCAGGAAGGAUACGGGUGGUACGUCUAAGGGCGGUCAAGGUGGCGAUGGAGGAGGCAAUGGCGGUGGUGCGUCAGGUGUACUAGCAAAGGUUUCUGAGAAGGCAUGA